CGAAAGUUCAAUUCACAUGCCAUUAGAGACACUUUUACUUACUAUUAUGUUUGAAUCAAAAUUCAUCAUUCAUAAUGGAUGACUGGCAAACUUGUCCGAGAUGCAAGACAACGAAGUACAGAAAUCCAAAGCUUACGCUUUGGGUGAAUGUGUGCGGCCACAAAUUGUGCGAAGGCUGUAAAGAGACACUUUUCACGAGGCCUUCGGCAGCAUGCCCUGAAUGUAACACACCACUGCGACUUAGUGACUUCAGACUUCAACAGUUUGAAGAUCUUAUUGUGGAGAAAGAGGUGGACAUCAGGAGGAAGAUUAUAAAGAUGGUAGAGAAGAAGCUCUGGUUAUGUCUCAACUUGAAGAACAACUCAAACAGGAAGAGCUUAGACGGGCACAGGUUGCUAUGUUGGAAAAACAGGAGAGAAAUGACAAGAAAAAAGAAAAUGAGGAAUUUCUUGACAAACUGGUCAAAGGUGAUCGUUCACUAGAUGACAUUAUAGCUGAACACGCAAAUAAACUGCAGAAGAAGUCUUUGCUGUUUUCAGCCCAAAACACCCAAUUGACUUCCUUACAAAAAGAAACAUUUGUUCCAUUCCCAUUGGCUGAAGGACCAAAGUUUCAAUAUGUUGCUCCACAAGUAACAACGGAUGGACCAGCUGCUCCACAAAUGGAAGUAUUAGCUGCAAGAGG
Messenger RNA from Stylophora pistillata, 684 nucleotides. Its product is annotated as CDK-activating kinase assembly factor MAT1. Gene Ontology annotation, molecular function: cyclin-dependent protein serine/threonine kinase activator activity. Gene Ontology annotation, biological process: regulation of transcription by RNA polymerase II; positive regulation of cyclin-dependent protein serine/threonine kinase activity; nucleotide-excision repair. Gene Ontology annotation, cellular component: transcription factor TFIIH holo complex. The record is from RefSeq and is a predicted model, not a curated record. NCBI's taxonomy places the organism in Eukaryota, Metazoa, Cnidaria, Anthozoa, Scleractinia, Pocilloporidae.